This is a messenger RNA of Notolabrus celidotus (New Zealand spotty), 8970 nucleotides long. It is a transcript of the gene frmpd1a, whose product is annotated as FERM and PDZ domain-containing protein 1. The coding region runs from base 812 to 7165 and encodes 2117 amino acids. Gene Ontology annotation, molecular function: protein binding. The record is from RefSeq and is a predicted model, not a curated record. Gene Ontology annotation, cellular component: cytoskeleton. Lineage: Eukaryota; Metazoa; Chordata; Actinopteri; Labriformes; Labridae. The transcript has 18 exons.
GUGUUGAGCGAGAGAAGAUUACUGUCGCUUAAGCCGCGUGCGCCUCACCCGUCUCCCUACAUCUUGCGCGCUCACCUGCUAUGGGACUCUAUCAAACGCAGCUUUUUUUGUAAAUCUCGAGCUGUUCUCUUCGCGCUGCCUAUACUCCGAGUGAUAUGGAUUAACUGAUUCCUCUCUGUCUGUGGAAGGUGCGGCUUUUUGCGGCGCUUUUCGAAGUUGUUCUAUAUCCAGGACGGUCGGGACUUCUUGCCCUGCGCUGAGGAGAGGAUUAGAGAGGAGAUACCUGCUACUCGGGUCACGGGGGCCUGGGUCAGCCCAGAUGACAUUGGGCUGAUACACUCUGGACAGGUCGCCAAUCUAUUCCAGGGCAAACAUGGAGAAACAGACAACACAGACACCUAUGGGCAAUUUUUUUUAGAGUGGUCAAUGAACCUGGUAAGCAUGUUUUUGGACUGUGGGAGGAAGUCGGAGUACCCAGAGAGAAUCUGCACUUGCAUGGGGAGAAUGUAGUUUUUGCACACCUCAGGCAAUGUAUGUGGCAUAUGAGAAGAUAGAUUUUUCAGCCGCACCCUCAGUCAUGACAAACUUUAACACCAGACUAACCUUCACGGAGAGUCCUGCUGUAUGAGAGCAACACACAGAUUCAUCGGACACACAGAGGACUACAGUGUUCUUCAGAAGUGAAUCAAGAAGGAGAUGAAGGCACGUCACGCUGCUCCUCUUCAGCAGAGCCAUGGACGGAGAAAAAGCAGAGCGGGGCUGUAACUGGCGCCUUCAUGGAGCCCUGAUACGCAGGGCAGAGAGCAGGUAAAUGGAGGUGCAGGACAGGAGCCGCUCCCCGUCCCGUAGGACCAGCCGGGUAGAACAGGUGGUUGGACGAUGGCUGAGACGGUCCAGAGAUUUGGGCAGCAGGUCUCACUCCCUGACCAGAGAUCGGGCUGCAGUGGAAGGGAAGUCAGCAGAGUCCAGUGGCUCCGAUCAGAGGAAUUACCCCUUCCGCUUUAAUGUUCAGAUUUCACGGGACCCAAGCCUCAACUCCCAUGGCCUCGUUCUCUCCUCCCAGAUCCCCAUCUUGGUGCAGGAGGUCACUCCAGGUGGUCCUGCAGAUGGUCGGCUCGUCCCUGGCGACCAGCUAGUGAAGAUCAAUAACGUCGCUGCCGAUGACCUGACCCCUGAGCAAGCUGCUGAAAUAAUCAGGGAGUGUCAAGAUUCGUUGACAAUGACCGUCCUCAGAACAAUGCUGGGACCAAAGUCAUCAUUCAUCACACCAGAGAAGAGGGCCAAGCUCAGGUCCAACCCAGUGAAAGUUCACUUUGCAGAGGAAGUGGAAGUCAAUGGACACUCUCAGGGCAACUCACUGCUCUUCCUGCCUAAUGUUCUGAAAGUAUAUCUGGAGAACGGGCAGACCAAGGCCUUCAAAUUUGAACCUAACACCACAGUCAAGGACAUAGUGAUGACACUGAGGGAAAAGCUUUCUCUGAGUCGUAUUGAAUACUUCUCCCUGGUGCUGGAGCAGCAACACAGCAUCACCAAACUGCUGCUGCUCCAUGAUGAGGAGAGGAUACAGCAGGUGGUCCUGAAAAAAGAGGCCCAUGACUACAGAUGUCUGUUCCGUGUGUGUUUCCUGCCCAAAUUCUUGAAGACGCUGCUUCAGGAGGAUCCAACAGCCUUUGAGUACCUCUACCUGCAGGGUGUGAAUGAUGUGCUGCAGGAGCGCUUUGCAAUAGAGAUGAGGUGUAACACCGCCCUGCGACUCGCUGCGCUUCACAUCCAGGAGAGACUGGCAAGCUGUGGACACUCACCAAAGACCAACUUAAAGAUUAUCACUAAGACAUGGGGCAUCGAGAACUUUGUGUCAUCUACCUUGCUGAGGAAUAUGCGAGAGAAAGAUCUAAGGAAGGCCAUCAGCUACCACAUGAAGAAGAGCCAGUCACUGCACGAUCCCAAGCAAAAGGGCCUGUCUGUCAAUCAGGCACGCAUGAACUAUUUGGAGGAGCUGAGUGAUCUCAAGUCAUUUGGAGGGAAAUCCUUCAGUGCCACAAUGAUGCUCCAGGACAGGGAGUCGAUGGUGACCCUGUUGGUUGGAGCACGCUACGGAGUGAGCCAGGUAGUGAACCACAAACUGAGCAUCCUGUCCAACCUCACAGAGUUUACAAGUAUCACACGGAUCGAGCUGCUGCCCGAGUCCGACAAGGUCAGCCUGGUCAAGAUCUACCUGCAGGACAUCAAGCCCAUCACUUUGCUAUUGGAGUCAGUGGCAGCCAAAGAUAUGUCCUGCCUAAUAGCUGGCUACUGUCGAGUGUUCGUUGACCCCAACCUCAACAUCUUCCCCUGGAUCGGUGAUUUAAGGAAGCACAAAGUGUCUGCCGAGGAAGGUUAUGUAUCCCGAUGUGGCAGUGAUUCAGACACCUCCUCAGACUUGGACAUGGACCCACUCCUCGCUCAUGUUUCUCAGGAUGACAAACCCUGCCCUCGUCUGAGAUCCUCAUCAGAUCCAGACGGAAGAAAAAGGAAAGACAAAGACAAAAGGAAAAGCAAAGAUGGCAGUGAAAAAGGAGGUAAACCUCUGGGGGAUAAAAAGGAAAAGGGAGAAAAGGAUGCUGACACAGAGAAGGAAAUUUUCCAGCUGGAUAUGAACAGAGUGGAAGGGAAGAAAGAUACAGAGCACGAAGGGGUGACAGAGGGAGGACGGGAUACAAGGCAAGUACAGAUUGAGAUGAUUAAUGAUUUGGGGCAACAGCAGAAAAAAAUGGGACAAGAUGGUAAAACGGGAGGUGAAGGGGAGGUGAGAGCAGCACAGGAGCAGCCUCCUGUAUCAGAAGCGUCUGAUUCUUGUCACUCUGACUCUCGUGUCCUCACCAGCCCCUCCAGCGACUCCCUUGAUGCUUUGGAGGAAGAUGACUUACUUUCCUGUUCUUCUGCUAUCCAUCCAAGUAUUCAUGGCCAUCUCCACCCUCACCUUCAGUUACAUCACUACUCUCAUGGGAACGCUCAUUCCUAUCUUCUUGCACCUCCACCAGCUCACUCUCAUCCUCUCAUCCACCUCACACCUCCCGACAGAGGAGGAGGAUGCAGGAGGUCAGGAGACGGAGCUGAUCCCCAACUACUCGUGACUGUCUCCCCCCUCCCUAGCCUUCAACAUAUCCAAAAAUGUUCAGAUAACGUGUGCUCCAGUGACAGCUCCCUGUGUUUCGCUGAGCUCUCCCGCCUUGUGGACUUCUUGCCAAGUCCUCCAGAGGCCAGCGAGGAAGAAGAUGAAGAGGAGGAGCUGAGGAGGAGGAGGAUAAAGGUGUUGAAAGAACUGAAUGAAUCUGUAAGAAGAGAAGGUGAAGGUGGAAGUGUGAGUGGAGAGGGUUGUUUCAAAGAACAUCCACUAACCAUGUCCCCAUCCUCCAACAUGGAGUUUGUGUUUAACUUUGAUCAGAGCGAUGCCCGCUGCUACUACAAACUCUGCUCCAACAUCACCCCCGACAGUGCUCGCAGUCUCCCCCGCCCCCUGAGUCAGAAUGAGGGAGAAGAUGGUGAGGUAAAAGCAGAAGAUCCAGCUAAAGCGGUUGACUUGGAGUCUGUCCCCAUUCUUCAUCCUCCUCCUGGCUUUGGGGACAGCAGCUCUGAUGAGGAGUUCUUUGAUGCCAGAGAUCGCUUCACUUCUCCUGAAGACCCCUCCUCAGGGGCCUUACCUCGAGAUAUUUGCGCAGAGAUGAGACUGGACUUCCUCAGUACACUCAGCCUCAGUGACAUCGGGGUCUGUGUAACUGAAGCAGACAAAGAUGGAAAAGCAGAGGAAGAGGGAGAAGGACAAGAAGAGGAAGGAGGAGGCAGAGAAACAUUGUUCCAGCUCAGAAAACGAUCACGUAAACGCCGCUCAUUUAUGGAAACUGAUCACACCUCAAUGGUGUCAUAUCCAGAGCACGAUUUAGAACCAAAGCAGGACCAGAUUUCUAGCAGGCUUUACAAAAACCGUUCCGCAGAAGUUGAAGAUUCACAGAUUCUGAGUUCAGAUCCUGAACCUGCUGAACAAACCCAGAAUCCCAAUCUCACUGUUUCCUUUCUGACUCACUCUGAGGGGGAACCAGCUCAACUUGAGUCAAAACCCAUCCUGGCCACACAACAAUUGCAUGGACCAAGCAUGCCUUCUGGGUUUGAGUCUCAUGACAGGACAAGAGAAGCACAGGGCCCCUCCAGAACCAGGAAGCAAGACAUGGAGAUGGAACCAGAUGCGAUGGAAUCUAAAUCGGUUACAGAUCUGGUUAAGACGGCGUCUCCCACAAUCAGCGUUGUUCGCUGCCGGGUGGAUCCAGAUGGCAAAGAGAGUGCUGAUCGAAUGGGUGAUGGGAAGGAGGAGGGAGAGGGGCAGGGGGAGAAGGGUAAGGGGAAAGUAGAGGGAGAGAAGGAGGGAAAAUCCAGUGCUUCAGGUAAUGGUCCAUUCACUCACCAUAUGUUUUUACCAGAAAUCCACAAAGAGGAACACAAGAAGAAGGAAGAUAAGAAAGACGGGCUGAGUGAGAGCUCAUCUAGUUCCUCUAGUUUAAAGAGAGCACUCAUAGAUAGUAUCAAACCACCAGAGGCCAACAGUCUGCCUAAAUGUGUCAUAGGUGUGAAUAAAAAGGGUAGCAAUGGCCUUUUGGGAGGCCAUCUGAUAGCCCCAGAACAGAAUUCACAUUCAGAGGAGCACAUGCUUAAAAGCGUACGUGAGAAGUCAAACCGUCCAUCAUACUCUCCACCACCGCCUCCACCCUCAUCCCCUCUACCUCCAAUGCCACUUCGACAAAAUUCCACAAGUGACUGUUUGGUGAAAGAAGAAGGGGGUCGGGAAAUCAGGGGAAACUCAGCUAAAACAUCUCAAAGUAGUCCUGAGGAGAUGUCUCUUAGCAAACAGAAUCACACUAAUCAAGCACAAUUACAUUUAGAAGUCACCAACAGUGUCAUAGAGGAUGAGGCUGCCAGUGGGGUAAGUCCUACUGUGACUUUCAGCGAUGAGGUUACUGAUAGCACCAAUUCAGACAAUGUUUUUGAUGAUGAUGAGUUGAGUAUUUCCUUAAAUUCUAGUUCAAGUGAGCAAAAAGACAACUGGGCCACAGCUAAAAAGCUAAGCAUGAGUGCCGCUUCAACUACACCAGGCAAAGGGGAGUCUAAAAUGAGCGUUAAGACUCCCACCACCGAAGCUCAUGUAAGACUGAAUUCAGUAAAUUCCGAUUAUACUCGAGCUAUUAACUCUAUUACUGCAAAGCUUGGGGCUGCAACCAGUGCCACAUCUCCUACGUUUAAUUCAGGUACUAGAUUGAAAAGUGACAUUUCACAGGAAGUUGCUGCAUGCUCAGAUGAAAACGCAGACAAACUUCAAGGUAACUCCACUUUGCCAAGAACUAAGGUCAAAGGAAGUUCAACCAGUCCUAGCUUAGCCCAAGCGUACACAGCCACAGUUCAGGAUCUAUCCAAAAGGCCUGCUUCUCCAUCUCAUUUCAUCUUCCAGCCAUGCUCACAAAGCAUUAUGGGUCGCUUAUCUGCCUCCACACUUCGAGGAAAGAUUCAACAGUUACCCCUUUAUUUAUCACGCUCCCAGGAAACCCUCAAUCAAGCUGGGGUUGGCAGUACGCUUCAGAGUCCUGAGGACAGAAGUAGAGAUGAGGUUGAGAUCACUAUCAAAGUUACAGACGUUGACAACAUCACACAAACGGUAAACCUCUCAAAGUCAGAGGAAUCCCUGGGCUCAGACGAUUCAGAUAUAACUGUUACAGGAUCAGAGGUGGACAGGGAGAUUUUAACGGAAACAGCCUCAGUAAAGGAUUCUCAUUCUGGGUCAGAGGUGAAGGAACUAAGCUCUCCUUUGCCUGUCCAGACUGAGCCUAAAGCCCUGCACCGGGAUCAGCUUCUGUUCACUGGACCUACCAAAAACACACCAGGACCAAUUACAGAGCCUCCAUCUUCCAUACUGAACAGCCUCCAAAGAGACUCCUCUGGACUAAAGAUGGACACUCCUGGCCCGGUAAAAGACGCUGCACCUUCCAUCCUUCCUCCAAUGGUUGUUACCACACAGAAUCUAAAUGGGCCAGGACUCCCUUUUCACAGUCAGCAACAGAAAGUGAGACGGACCAGUAGUGACAGGCCUUUGAUGGGUCUUUGUAGGCCUACGGGGCAGAAUUCUGAGUCACCAAACACACCUGCCUCAGGCUGCAGGGUGUUUACAAUCUGUGAGGAGUCAGUGCAGAAGAACUCCCCAGUUGAGGUGGAGUACACCCCCCCCUUGAAGCCUGAUUUUGGCUGUAGUUCUGUGCUAGCUUCUGGAUGUGAGACAGUCUUGGAAGGGGUGCAGAUGCCACUGGAUGCCUGUGGUUGCCCUCCAGUCUAUACAAACUGUUUCAGCAGUGGGGACGGUUUUGAUGAGGAGCUGACUGUCUAUGAGUUCUCCUGCCGUUCACAGAGCAGCAGUGUGACUCAAACAUCAGGAGUAAGUCACCCUCUAAUGACUUCACCUGUUCCGUCCUUUCUCUCCACCUCCUCCACCAUCUCUCCCUCCUUCCCUCGCUCCAUUCUUUUCUCCUCCUCCACCUCAGAGCUCAGCCCCCUCCUCUCGCCUCUGUCUGAUGGCUCUGAUCCUUUCCUGUCUCAGACGCACAAAGACACCAUCAGUCGGCUUGGCCAGCAGCGCUACCCAGAUCCCCCAGCAGGUUUCCAAAUACUGCGAGUAGACGUCGACCAACUCCUCUCCAUACUGGAAAGUACAGGUGCUGACCGCUCAGUGACAAGUCACGGAGGUCGCCAUCCUAGGGACACCUGCCCCGCCCACUUCACAGAGAACAAGCGUGUGCUCCAGAUAGAGGCGCGGCGGCUGAUGACAGGCUGCCAGAAGGUGGUGGGGAUUGGACAAAGCCCAGAGGAAAUGCUACGCUCCCUGGCUAACAGUUUCCGGACCUUGGUGGAGCUGGCAGGUAUUUGCCUCUGGUUCUCAGGCUGCGACAGGUGUGACCGGAGAAAUGCAGAGGCAGUAGCAGGUCUGGUGGAUGUUGCCCGCUCAUUCAGAGAUUUCUGUCUAGCCGCUGAGCGAGCCAGCAGCAAACGCAGCUGCCAAGACCUGAGCACUAAGCUGCUAGCCAAACAGUGCACCGCGCUCACAGCCUCUGUCUUCUGCCUCACUCAGCUGUUCCGCACCCUCACUGCUCUAUGAGGGGACCACGUCUUCUAAAGUCUUCAAAGUGACAUUUAAACAACCCGAGGAGUGGGACCUCAAUACAUGAGACAGCCAGUGAGCCCGCAGUUGCUGCACAUGUGGGCAGAGUGUGCCGGUCAUGUUCAGAGUGGGCAGUCGAGGUUACCUCAGAAACACACACUUGGGUCACUGAGCGCAAUGAAAGCUCAGCUGAUCAUAAAACUCAACAUCAUAGAGCCAGUUAGAGAUUGUUGAGGUGCAUGUGGUUAUUGACUAUAUGCUGUGCACGUACUGUAGCCCACAAACCAAACAGUCAGCCAACACCCAGACUGCAAAGUGGUGCAAACUGCAUAAGCAGAACCUGCUUGCAUUCCAGUAUUGAGGAACGGCUGUACUUGAAUGUAUCUUAUGUUAUCUAUUUAUUGAUUUGUUAAUUUAUCUGAUAUGUGAAACAUUACAGUGAGCAAGAAAGGAAUGUACAAGAAAGACGGAAGAAACAAAUUUGGUAAUGUUUAUGGGCAAAGCUUUAGGCAGAGCAGUGGUGUGUGAGAGCGAUGGGCCGUUUACACACUUACACAAGCACAUAACCUCAUACACACAGAGUGAAUCAGUAUUUGCUUCGAUUCAGACACAGGCCUUUCAGGACUGACUGACCAUGUGAAUAUAAGACACUCUGCAGUUCGCUGAUGCUUUUAUAUCUUUACAUUGUCCAGGCUGUCAGACGGGAGUUCUUUGAAUGUUGCUGUUUACAAAACCAAAAUCUGGAGUGAGGAAUGAUCUGAACAAGUCGUACAAAUCAAGUCUGAAGCUGUGUUUGCCAUUUUAUAAAUCUAGUAGCAGAAUGCUGAUCUUUGUGCAUUAUGUGACUUAAUGAAACUGUUUGGAUGAGCUACUGAUCUUUGCACAUUCAACAUGUCGUCAUUUUGCACAGAAAUUUGGUAUAAUUAAUGGAAAUAUCAUACAUUUGCUAGCUUUUCUCAUUUGUUUGUUAACACUGUCUUUUUCCACCUCCAGUUGAAACACAGAAGCCUCCGGUGCAUGGUGAUGUGGCUGUCAACACUGACACUAAGUGCAUUAUUACUUCCCAGUGUGACUACAAGUAGUGAAAAAUCAGAGACUGAAACAUGGGCACACAUAGUCAAAGCAGUGAUGGUUUACAAUUUGUAGCACUGCUGGCUAUCUGUGUGUGCAUUAUCAGCUCUUGGCUGACACAGCAAGUGGGAGGGUCUCAGAGAACAUCUGUGAACUGACCCAAUCAUCAGUUGACAGCCUAUCAUUGGAGUUCCUUAAACUCGACACACUCGUCACAAAAUCAACACAAAAUCUGUAAAGCUUAUCGUGAAUAAGCUGUCUGAUGCAGCAUUUCACUUGGAAUGUUUAUUUAAAUGAGAAGACUUGAUGCACAUUGGAGCUGCAUGUUCACUGGAGAGUUUAAAGCUAUCAGAAAUUAUUUCACUAAUGCUUUACUGGGAACACAAUUUAUGCAAACAGUGUUUCAAUAUAUAUUUAUAAUGGCAUUGAAACACUUUGUUUUCCUGUCCUGUUUCGUUCCCUGUGGUUGCACACAAAAUAUGAUUUCCUGUAUUUUAUUCCCAAUUUUUAGCAAAUAACUCUUUUCUUUUUGAACUCUAUGAGAAAAUCGUCCCAAAAACAUGAUGCAAAACUUUUUUAAAUCAUCAUAUGUGCUCACAAAGCAUGCUAAUAAGCCAUAAAAUGCAUUGUUGUUUCAUCAGGGAUUUUAUCUGUGAAUGACUGAAUGAAGAUGUCUGCUCUUGCUUUGUAAUGCUCAACUCCCACAAUUAAAAAAAACAUGUCAAGAUUUA